Molecule: messenger RNA, 2205 nt
Organism: Oncorhynchus masou masou (cherry salmon)
Lineage: Eukaryota; Metazoa; Chordata; Actinopteri; Salmoniformes; Salmonidae
Gene: lrp11
Product: low density lipoprotein receptor-related protein 11
Exons: 9
Coding region: 214-1992 (592 amino acids)
Molecular function (GO): serine-type endopeptidase inhibitor activity; protein binding
Source: RefSeq, a predicted model, not a curated record
UGUGGCUGGAUGUGGAUGUUGGGCGCUACCUCCAAGCAGUGCCAUCAUGAUACCGACAAAAGGCCUUUAGCAUCGCAAAAAGAAACAAGCAAAAGUGUUCACCGGCGACUCGGGAUUAUUGGAUAUGAGACAGUAUUUAUAUUUUGCGUUAUAGGUUUCUGGUGUUGAAAAUAAAGAAGGGCCUCCUCGUGCGUCAGAAAAUAGCCGGGAAGGAUGCCGUCUAACUGCGUAAACAUAAUGGCUUUGGCUCAGCAUCGACUUAUUGCGUGUAUGCUGCUGUUCUGUAUGGUGACUAGCAUUCACACACGGUCCUCUAAAAUAUCGGACUUGAAAUCUAAAAUAUCAGGGGUGGAAGAGCUUUUAGGAGAAUUCCGCAAGCAGCUCCAACAGGACCAGACGUAUAGCAGGGAGGACGAGGAGGUGGUUGACGUCUGCCUGGGUGACUUCAACGCCGUAGAGGAACACAUCAUCCGAGCGAGGGCCUCCAUAGAGCAGGGGGCCACCUUUCUCUCGGCUCCUGACCAGGUGUACAGUUGGAAAGACUGUCUCCAUGCCUGCUGCGCAGACCCCCACUGCACGGUGGCGGUGGUCCAAGAGGACAUGAGACAGUCGGACGACGGCCUCAGCUGCUAUUUGCUCAACUGCAGUUAUAGAAAUAAAAACGUCUGUUCGUUCGCAGCACAGACAGGGUUCAGCACCUACAGCCGGGCUCACAAUACAACAGGGCACGUCACCUCUUCCAGUGGCAAUGUAGAUGGGAACAAAAUCAGGAGACCUGAGGAUAAACCUAGUUAUAAAGAUGGAACGCCAGACAUGGACGAGCCGCCCCGGAGUGAUGCCGGCCAGGAUGUGGUCAUCCAGCUACCCACUGACUGGGCCGUAGUGGACGGCCGGGACAGUGUGGACGACCACGGAGUCACUCGUUACGAAUGGGCCCUGGUGAAGGGCGACCAAGACAUCAACAUGAAGGUGACCCAUCCAGGGUUACUGAAGAUCAGUGGUCUACAGGAGGGUGUCUAUACCUUCCAGAUGACUGUCACCGACAUCGCGGGACAGAAGAGCACCGACAAUGUCACUGUGACUGUGCUGGCUCCAGAACGCCAAGCUGAAGUGUGUACAGGUAGCUGCUCCCGCUACCAGUUCAUGUGUGACGACGGCUGCUGUAUUGACAUCACCUACGCCUGCGAUGGGAAGCAGCAGUGUCCAGACCGCUCAGACGAGGAUUUCUGCCAGAGCUUUGAUGGGAACAGGAAGUCGGUGACCCACCCUGCAGGUGCCAGCCCACACAGGCCUGUCGCCCAGCCAGAGGAGACUGAGGACCACUCCAUGGCCCAGGGUGGGCCCAAGAAGACCAUGGAGGAGGCAAGACCACCUCCACCACAAGCUCCACAAGACCCACAGACCCCACAGUCUCGUGAGAGGAGCAAAGCUGUGCCGCCAGUCCUGCCACAGCCAAGUCACAGUGAUCAGGAGAGCCCUGUCAGUCAAGAGCCCUGUGCAGCUCCCCCUGAUGUGGGUCCAUGUAAAGGCAUCUUCCCACGCUGGUUCUAUGACCCUGUAGCUGAAGAGUGCAAGCACUUCAUCUACGGAGGCUGCAAGGGCAACCAUAACAACUUCCUGCAGCAGACAGACUGUGUCAAUGAAUGUAUAGAAAAAAAAGGUACUGCUAUCAAGCAAAUGACCGUGGCACCUCCCCCCACCACCAAACACACAGAGUCAGUAGAGACCCCUAAAGUGACCAUGAAGUGGCCAGAGACCAAACUACUAGCAGAGAGUGACAUGUUCCCAAUAUCCAAACCACACUCAGUAGUGGGAGGACACCCAGGGCCUGAGUCAGGUGCGAUCCUGCCGUUGGUUCUGGGACUGAUCAUCACGGCUCUGUUGCUGCUCAUGAUUGGCUGUCGUCUGCGGUUGGUCCACCACAAGCUGAAGAAGGCUCGCCCCCUCACCACAGAGGAGUCUGAUUAUCUCAUCAACGGCAUGUACCUGUAGCAGCAUAGCAGGCACAUGCACAGAUAAGGCUCUACCUGUGCAGAGCACAUGCCCCUUUGCCCUUCCAGUCUCUAAAGUGCCCUUUUGUAAACAAAACAAACAUUUAUCUUUAGUUGUUGAUAUACAUGGUUUUUGAUGCAGUUGUUCUGAACCCACUGCCCGCAAGUUGUUUUCAAAUUCGCAUUAAAUAUGUGUCAUUGAAUUAGCCAUUAA